This is a messenger RNA of Papilio xuthus (Asian swallowtail), 1694 nucleotides long. RefSeq lists its product as uncharacterized. Lineage: Eukaryota; Metazoa; Arthropoda; Insecta; Lepidoptera; Papilionidae. The transcript has 7 exons. The record is from RefSeq and is a predicted model, not a curated record. Bases 199 to 1569 code for a protein of 456 amino acids.
UUGUUACGUUACGUGAAAACAAAAUGGCGGACUGUUUAACAAACAAAAGCUUUUAACGCCUUUUAAUGUAUUUAUGUAAUGAAAUCUGACGCUACGUUGGAAAUACUUGAGAGAAUUCCGAUGCUUUUUUAUUGAUUUUUAAAAUAUGAAUGGAUUUUAAGCGAAAUUUUAAAAUGGAUACGUAUUUUGUACCGCGCCAUGCAAAAGAGCGACCGUUACACAGAAGAUAAGGACCCAGAAGGUGGGAAGAGUAGGCCAACUUCUAGAAGAAAUUCCGCGUGUCUCUCCCGUCGCGGCAGCAGAGAAGAAAAGGAGAGUAAAAGAGUGACAACUGCACCUACAUCCAGCAACUCGACUCCAAAAAGACAACCAAAGAGUCAGAACUUCGACCUUGUGGUGACAGGACGACAGAUAUUUAAAAGAGCGGAUCGCGCAAGUUCACUCCCCGGCUCCCACAGACGACCUUCUCUAGACUCUCUGCCCAAGAAGAGAACCUUCGACUCCCCGAAGCGGCACAGUAUGGCGCAUUCUGCUAGAAGUAGGGAUACUAUAGAAGAUGAUAUGUCGUUAGAAUUGUCUCAGGUUUCAGAUUUCGAAGACAUGAAUUCAAAAUACGGCAUCAAACGUAUAACAGCUACAUCUACACCAAAACCUCAGAAACCCCGCAGCGGGUCAUUACAAUGUCAAAUAACCAGAGGUCCUCGUGACGUCACAGUCAGACGAGGUCAGAUGAGUCUGGAUAGUAGAUGCAGUCGACAGAGUACGAUAUCUUGUAGCAAAGACAGUUAUAAAACUUCAUCUUCUAGUCAAUACAGACAAGGUGUCAGUACAGAGUUGGAUUGCUCCUCUGUGUCUCCGGAGUACUCAGCGCCUUCUUCAGUAGGGUCAAUGGGGGUAGCACCAGAUACACUCAUGUCUCCACGAUCACAGGAUCUCAAUGAAUCUAGUUGUUGCGUAAGUACAUGGCAGGAGUCAGGUCGUGUGGGCCCCGCUGAGGGUGAGUGGGCUCAUUUCUGGGCGCGGUACAACGGGCCUACGAGCGCCCUUUACGAUCACUGUCCUACGCCGUAUCGUAGUGAUGACCUUGAUUUGUUGGACUUUGAAUUCUCAACAGAUGGCUCUGUAAAGCGCUCACCAGAUAAAAGCAUAAAUAUUCACGAUCUUAUCAAACAAGAAGGAUUACAUUUAACAGCAAAAGAAACUCAAAACAUAAUAAAAUGCGCACAAAUUCUAGGCAGCGUUGUAUCAAAAGCAAUAGACAGAAGAACCAAAGACGAUGUUACCGAAAAGAUUCAAGAAAUAAAAGAACCCGAGGAGAAAGAAAUUAAGAAGAAAACGUUGACACUUGACCUGAAAGAGACAGUCUUACCUGUGGAAGUGAAGGAGGAAAAGAGAUGGGAGACGGUCACAACUCAAACGGAUAUAUCGUUGCCGAAUACAAAAAGCGCGCCAAAAAUCUUCGAGAAAAUUCUACGGCAGUUAUCAAAAAGUUCUUUAGAUGAAAGUUUGGAUAAAAAAAUGGAACAAAACGUGAAAGAAGAUAAAGAUCAGAAUAAACCAGGGUCGUAAAUUUUAUUCUAUACAAAAUUUUUCCCGCCAUUUUUGUCUCGUAUUUCUGAAAUUUACUUAACCUCAUAUAAUUAAAUUUUGAUGUUAUUCUUAGAAACUUAAUCCAAACGUCACAUAAUUAGUAA